Molecule: messenger RNA, 1579 nt
Organism: Telopea speciosissima
Lineage: Eukaryota; Viridiplantae; Streptophyta; Magnoliopsida; Proteales; Proteaceae
Product: cyclin-dependent kinase F-1-like
Exons: 3
Coding region: 108-1514 (468 amino acids)
Biological process (GO): protein phosphorylation
Cellular component (GO): nucleus
Molecular function (GO): ATP binding
Source: RefSeq, a predicted model, not a curated record
ACUUCUUGCCCUGCAAGGCUGCAACUACAAGUCUAUAAAUCCUAAAUUAUCCACUCUACUACCAACAAAGCUAGAAUCUUUCAACAUUACUGUACUGAUUCUCCGCCAUGGAUCCUCCCUCUAAAAGUUGGAGCAUCUAUGGCCGCCCCGAAAUCACUCAACGUUACGAAAUCCUGGAACAAAUCGGUUCUGGAGCCUACUCCGAUGUUUACAGAGCUCGCCGACGCUCCGACGACAUCAUCGUCGCUCUGAAAGAGGUUCAUGACUACCAGAGCUCUUUCAGAGAGAUCGAAGCCCUUCAAACCCUCCAGAAUUCCCCAAACAUUAUUGUCCUCCACGAGUAUUUUUGGAGGGAAGACGAAGAUGCGGUUCUUGUCCUUGAAUACCUAAGAACUGAUCUUGCGUCGGUGAUCAGAGAAACUAAGAGGAGCUGGGAAAAUAGAAUCUCUGUUGGUGAGAUCAAGCGUUGGAUGAUUCAGAUAUUGCAUGGCAUCGAUGCUUGCCACAGGAAUGCGAUCGUUCAUCGAGAUCUCAAGCCCUGUAAUUUGUUGAUUUCUUCCGAGGGUGUUCUCAAAUUGGCGGAUUUUGGACAGUCAAGGAUACUUCUCGGGCCUGGGUUUACUGCUGUGGAAGAUCAUCCAGACGGGCAAAAUACUCUAGAUCAGACAUGGCUGCCUCAACAGCCUGAAUUCAUUCAAGAAGCAGACAAUUCUCACAUGGAAGGAUCUCAAAACCAAGAACAGAUAACAAUGAUUAAAGCUGAAAUUUCAGUUGAAGUGGAUGACCUCGGAGCUAAGGAUGAAGCUGAUAAAGAGAGUAACUUUCAUGAUGGAGGCACAUCUUGUUUUGCUACUUGCACCACGAGUGAUAUGGAAGAAGAUCCUCUCAAUGGUUCUUAUUCCUAUGAUGACGAAGGUGGAGAACACGUAUCAGGUGCCCUCACAUCUUGUGUUGGAACUCGGUGGUUCAGGGCCCCUGAACUACUAUAUGGAUCUACAUCCUAUGGGCAAGAGAUCGAUCUGUGGUCAUUGGGUUGUAUUUUUGCAGAGCUUCUCAAUUUGGAGCCUCUUUUCCCUGGAACAUCAGACAUUGAUCAGCUUAGCAGGAUCAUAAAUGUGUUGGGCAACUUAACUGAGGAAACUUGGCAAAGUUGUUGUAAACUUCCUGAUUAUGGGAAGAUAUCCUUUGGUAAGGUAGAAAAUCCACUUGGUUUGGAAUCAUGCCUUCCAAACCGUUCCUCAGAUGAAAUUUACAUAGUGAAGAGACUUGUUUGUUAUGACCCAGGGAGCAGAGCUACUGCAAUGGAACUGCUCAAUGACAGGUACUUCAAUCAAGAGCCUCUACCAGUUCCAGUAAACGAGCUGAGGAUUCCAUCUACAAAUAGUGGGCCAGAUGAGAGCUCCCCUGGGGUAUGGUGUGACUACAAGGACAUGGAUUCAGAUUCAGAUUUUGAUGAAUUUGGCAGAGUUGAUUUUUCCACCACUGGUACUGGAUUCUCCAUUCGCUUCUCUUGAACACAAUUUAAUUACAAGAUUAUGUUAUGAAUCCUGUAUUGAUGAUGGUUUUUAUUGUAUUAGUA